Molecule: messenger RNA, 2110 nt
Organism: Planococcus citri (citrus mealybug)
Lineage: Eukaryota; Metazoa; Arthropoda; Insecta; Hemiptera; Pseudococcidae
Product: androgen-induced gene 1 protein-like
Exons: 5
Coding region: 547-1266 (239 amino acids)
Cellular component (GO): membrane; endomembrane system
Source: RefSeq, a predicted model, not a curated record
UGAUUUGGCAGCUUUGCUUGUUCGGUUUUGAUUUGUAGGUAUUGUGCGUAUGAGUAUAUACUUUCGGCUCGGUUGAUAAUAUUUUUAAUGUGUAGUAAAGCUGUUACAGGCACCUAAGGCCACAUUAUUUCGUAUACCUAUCAAAUCAACAACCGGUAACCGCGUGUAUAGGUUUUAUUUCGUGUGCAGCAGCGAGAACGCGACGAAAUUCUCAGCUCGCCAGCUCCGAUUCGGACACUCGAUAUCGUUAUAAAAUUGAAAUUUUUCGUGUUUAAAAUAUUGCUUAGGCUGCUAUAUCGAGUACCUCUACCUAUAUCGUAUAUUAUAACGUUUAUCAUUCGUUUUAUCAGUGUUUCGAUUCGAAGUAUAUUUUUCAUAAGAAGUAUGUCCGUGUGUAACGAAUGAGAGGUUAUUUAUAUCGAGUCGGUUCAGUCGUUCUCGGUGAUCGACUUGCAUAACGAAAUUUGACGCCGUAUUAGUGCCUUAUUAUAGUAUAGUGAUAAAGAGAGUCGAAGUCGCGGCCUACGACAUAAGUAUAGCGAAAAAAUGGGUAUUAUUUCUCUACGCGACGACAGUCUUAGAAUCGCGCUGGUGGUUCGUGUGAUCGCGGCUGCGCAUCUCACCUAUGGUCUUUACUACGAGUUCUUUUGUAUAAAACCUCCAUCGCAUCUUAAAAAUUAUACGACAGGAGGCAAGUUCAAGUACAUGACCAAUUGGAACCUGUGUUUGGAAACGGUGUAUUUCUGGUUCGCUAUUGUCGAUAGCUUGGUAUCCGAAUGCAGCGAUAACGAAAAGAAACCGUUGAGGAAGAUCAGGGAUCAUUAUUUCUUGUCUGUUGUGUUUCCACUGUCGUCGUUUGUCUCGUUUACCUUCUGGGUAUUGUUCGCCGUCGACCGUGAAUUGGUUAUGCCAAAAGCUGUUGAUCAAUUUUUCCCAUCUUGGCUGAAUCAUACUGUCCAUACGUUCAUUGUGGUUUAUUCAGUUUUAGAAUUAUUGACGAGUUAUCACAGAUGCACGCAGACCAUUUAUAAACAGUGCGUCGCUUUAUGGAUUGUCACAAUCUUAUAUGUCAUAUGGUGCCACAUCGUUCACUACCAAACCAACUUAUGGGUUUAUCCGAUUCUAAACGAACUUUCUUUCCCCUUCCGGAUGUUAUUCUUCUUGGGAUGCCUAUUAUUAGCGACAGUAUUUUUAACCAUCGGAUUCUACGGAAAUAACAGCAUUUGGAAGAGAAGAAUAGAGGUUCGAGAAUUUUUUGUCUACUAACAUUGUGUGCUAGAUAAUAUGUAUCUCCAAUUGCUGUGUUUUGGCAUGGUUUUUUGAACGUUUUGGUUUAUCUUUCUUCCCUUGUAACCUUGUAUGAAAUACCCAAAUACAUACCUUUUUUUUUCUUUCGUAGUUUACAAAUUAGAAUAUAGUUUUUAGUAUCAAAUAGCUUAGUGUAGAAUUUGUUUUGUAUUUUAUGCUUUAGCUCUAACGUAGAGAUAUGUAGAUUAAUUUUACUAAAUAUGUACCUACUUAUUUGACUUAUUUGAACGUAUGUUUACAUAGUGUAUAAUUAACCUAAUUCAAUUAUCGAAAUUCAAAAUUAAUCUCGUUUAUCUUGUAAAAACACAUCAACUCGCGAAGCUUUAAUCGCCAACUUUGGAAUAUUGGACUUCUUUUUUCCAAGCUUUUUAAACGCAUGAUAAAUUAAUAUUAUAAGUCAAAAAGAAUACUUCAAAAACACCUACAUCUUUUCACUUUUCAACGUUGAUGGAAAAUUACACUUCUGCGAGCACAACACAUAAUCGUUUGCUUGCGAACACAUAAUCUUGUUACCAACUCAUCUAGUUUUAUUCGUCGAAACAAAAAUAUAACAUCACAAAACGUGUGCUAAUUACCUUCUUUACUUUACACAUAAAUAAAUAUCUAAAAACAAAGCAUGUGCCAAACAAAACGAGGUGACGGAAACAUUAUAACACUUUUGAUUGAAUUUAUACCUAUAUGAAAUUUGUUUUUAAUUUCAGAAAAAAUCCUUAGAUAUAAAUUCGCAUAAUCAAGUUUGAAAACUUUGAUCUCAGAACGGACUGUGCGAUGAGCAAAAAUUAAUUUUAUUCUCACCACGAUA